CCCGCUCGCGCCCGCGCCCGCGCCCGCGCAGGCGUUUACGUCUUCUGUCACCUCAGUUUCCCUCAGCUGACUAGCACGCGUGGCUAUCCUAGGGCCCGGCAGUCAAGAACCAUGAGGCGGGCAGCACUGCGGCUUUGUGCCUCUAGCAAGGCAUUGCUUGCUCCUAGCCGAGGACUGAUCCAGGGCUCCAGUAAACAAGGAGUCUUACACAUGCAUGAAGCAUGUUCGUCUAUACAUGUGAAUCAUGUUCGUGAUAAGUUGCGGGAAAUAGUAGGAGCAUCAACAAACUGGAGAGACCAUGUGAAAGCAAUGGAGGAAAGGAAGUUACUUCAUACUUUUUUGGCUAAGUCACAGAAAGCAUUACCACCUAGGAAAAUGAAGGACAGUUUAAUUGAAGUUCUCUUGCCUUUGGGCAGUGAGCCUGAAUUACGAGAGAAGUACUUGACUGUUCAAAACACAGUAAGAUUUGGCAGGAUUCUUGAGGAUCUCGACAGCUUAGGAGUUCUUGUUUGCUACAUGCACACCAAAAAUCCUUCUCUCAAGAUGUCUCCUUUAUCGAUAGUUACAGCCCUGGUGGACAAGAUUGAUAUGUGUAAGCAGAGCUUAAGCCCAGAACAGGACAUUAAGCUCACAGGCCAUGUUAGUUGGGUUGGGAAGACAUCCAUGGAGGUGAAGAUGCAAAUGUUCCAGCUGCAUGGUGAUGAAUUUUGUCCUGUUUUGGAGGCAACGUUUGUAAUGGUGGCUCGUGAUUCUGAAAAUAAAGGGCCUGCAUUUGUAAAUCCACUCAUCCUUGAAAGCCCAGAAGAUGAAGAACUCUUUAGACAAGGAGAAUUGAACAAGGGGAGAAGGAUUGCCUUUAGCUCCGCUUCAUUACUGAAAAUGGCUCCCAGUGCUGAGGAGAGGAACACCAUACAUGAUAUGUUUCUUAGCACACUGGAUCCAAAGACUAUAAGUUUUCAGAGUCGAGUUUUGCCCUCUAAUGCAGUGUGGAUGGAGAAUACCAAACUGAAGAGCUUAGAAAUUUGUCACCCUCAGGAACGGAACAUUUUCAAUAGGAUCUUUGGUGGUUUUCUUAUGAGGAAGGCAUAUGAACUUGGAUGGGCUACUGCUUGUAGCUUUGGUGGUUCCCGGCCAUUUUUGGUAACAGUGGAUGAUAUCAUGUUUCAGAAACCUGUUGAAGUUGGCUCAUUGCUCUAUCUUUCUUCACAGGUAUGCUUUACUCAGAAAAAUUACAUUCAAGUCAGAGUACAUAGUGAAGUGGCCUCUCUUCAGAAUAAAGAGCAUAUGACCACCAAUGUCUUUCAUUUUACAUUCAUGUCGGAAAAUGAAGUACCCUUGGUUUUCCCUAAAACAUAUGGAGAGUCCAUGUUGUAUUUAGAUGGGCAGCGGCAUUUCAAGUCCAUGAGUGUCCCGGUGACCAUGAAAAAGGACUACAAUGUGGAACCCUAAUAUUACCUUACUUGUGGCAAACCAGCACUCUCACACACAUAUACACAGUGACAUAGCACCUGAUAAAGUCUUGAUCAGAUAUAUUGGUUUUAGCAUUGUUUCGCAUUCUCCAUAGAAGAGCAUAUAUUCUGCCUUUAGGAUGAUCAAAAAAAAGCAGACCGAAAGAGUGGCUGUAUAGAGUUGAUGACUGAAAGUUAUUAAACAAUAAAUACUUUUAAAACUA
Jaculus jaculus (lesser Egyptian jerboa) is the source of this 1672-nucleotide messenger RNA. RefSeq names its product acyl-CoA thioesterase 9 (gene Acot9). The transcript has 16 exons. Gene Ontology annotation, biological process: acyl-CoA metabolic process. The record is from RefSeq and is a predicted model, not a curated record. Gene Ontology annotation, molecular function: fatty acyl-CoA hydrolase activity. The coding region runs from base 112 to 1449 and encodes 445 amino acids. Gene Ontology annotation, cellular component: mitochondrion. NCBI's taxonomy places the organism in Eukaryota, Metazoa, Chordata, Mammalia, Rodentia, Dipodidae.